Messenger RNA from Anoplopoma fimbria (sablefish), 2120 nucleotides. RefSeq names its product cysteine-rich secretory protein LCCL domain containing 2 (gene crispld2). Gene Ontology annotation, cellular component: extracellular region. Lineage: Eukaryota; Metazoa; Chordata; Actinopteri; Perciformes; Anoplopomatidae. The transcript is spliced from 15 exons. The record is from RefSeq and is a predicted model, not a curated record. The coding region runs from base 105 to 1661 and encodes 518 amino acids.
CAACUGGAUACUCGAGAAAGAUAGAGGUUGUGUCUGGGACAUAAAACACAAUCUGCCUGUCUACUGCAGCCUGAGAGUUCAACCCAGACAGCUGAAGUGUCAGAAUGACCCGCGCUACCAUGACCUGGAUCCCUGUCCUCUCCCUCCUGCUGUUGUGCGUCAGGGACUCGGCUUCCCUCUUCCUGCCCGACUCCAAUGAGCUCAGGCAGCUGCUAAGCCGCUAUGAGGAGGCGGCGGACCAGAACAGCCCCGGCAACACAGCUGGCAACCGGACCCGACGUGCCAUCCGCUGGUCGGACCGUGAGGAGAUCCUCGUGCUGCACAACAAGCUGAGGGGCUCCGUCUACCCCACGUCCUCAAACAUGGAGCACAUGGUUUGGGAUGAUGAGUUGGAGCGGUCUGCCACUCAGUGGUCAGAGGAGUGUCAGUGGGACCAUGGACCGCAGGACCUGCUCAGGUCUAUUGGACAGAACCUGGCUGUUCACUGGGGAAGAUACCGCUCUCCUGCCUUCCAUGUCCAGUCCUGGUACGAUGAAGUGAAAGACUACACCUAUCCCUACCCCCAGGAGUGCAAUCCUUGGUGUCCAGAACGCUGCUCAGGGCCGAUGUGCACUCAUUACACCCAGCUGGUCUGGGCGACCACUAAUCGAGUGGGCUGUGCUGUGCACGUGUGUCGAAGUAUGAACGUGUGGGGAGAAACAUGGGAGAAUGCUGUUUACCUUGUGUGCAACUAUUCCCCAAAGGGCAACUGGAUCGGCGAGGCUCCAUACCAGCACGGCCGCCCUUGUUCCCAGUGCCCUCCCAGCUAUGGAGGAGGAUGUAGGAAUAACCAGUGCUACAAAGACUCUCAGCGCUCAGAGACAGAGGACAUGAAUGAGGUGGAGAAGCCUCAGGUUCCACUGCCGCCUCGUACCACCGCCAAACCUAAACCGUCUGCUCCCAAGAAACCAGCACCCAGACCCUCCGCUCCUAAGCCCACCACAUCAAGGACGCCAUCUUCAAAGACUCCCAGCAACACCUUCCUUGCUCAACAAAUCAAGUGUGAGACUAGACUGCGAGAUAAGUGUAGAGGCGCUACCUGCAACAGAUAUACAUGUCCUGCUAAUUGUCUGAAUAAGAAAGGGAAAGUUUAUGGAACUCUCUUUUAUGAUGUGCAAUCCAGUAUUUGCCGUGCUGCUAUUCAUUUUGGUGUCAUUGACAACAACGGAGGAGUGGUCGACGUUACGAGGAUGGACAAGUUACCAUUCUUUGUCAGAGCCACUAAGAAUGGCAUCGAGUCCUCCAGUAAAUAUAAACCAAGUAAUGCCUUUGUGGUGGCCAAAGUGGAAGAAAUGACUGCAGACUGCUACACCACUGUGGCUGAAAUCUGCCCUUUCAAAGAGCCGUACUCACACUGUCCAAGGCUCUUCUGUCCGGCCAACUGCAUAACUCAGCCUUCCUAUUGGUCGCCUGUAAUUGGAAACAACAUCUACACAGAUAGCUCCAGUAUUUGUAAAGCAGCCAUCCAUGCUGGGGCGAUCAAAGCAGACGGCGGUUUUGUGGAUGUUCUGCCACUGGACAAGAGAAAGAGCUAUGCUGGAGUCCUGAAAAAUGGCAUCCAGUCUGAGAGCAAAAGCAACACAGAGGGAGGCUCUUUCCGAGUCUUUGCUGUGAGGGAGUGAGACUUCUGAUCAGAAGUCCAGAGACCAACAGAGUCGCCUCAGCUGCUCUUGAAGAGCAGGAAGUGCCCACAGGUUGGAUACCAUGAUGUUCAUCUGUCUCUAUGCCUUCAGUGGAAACAGAUAUUCCCAGCAGAUUCCCUCUUUGUUCAUAAACAAUAGCCAUCCAGUAAAAGUUGUUGUCCAAUAUUUUGAUGGAACUUUUUUUUUAACUACAGCUAUAGAUAUUUCUACAUAGUUACUUAAUCUGUGAAUACAGAAUGUUUUUACAUAUUAUGAUGCUUUGAACAGCUGGUGCUGGAAGUUUGUAUUUAGACAUUUUUUACUGACAGUAUUAUGUUUACAUUGAUGUUCCUAUUACAAAUUCAAAUUGGUUUUCUUACAAAGGAAUGUAUACUGAUCACACUGUAUUUAAUCAUUGUGUACAGAAUAUAUGAUAUUUUGUUUGUUUUAAAAAUGGAG